Molecule: messenger RNA, 2154 nt
Organism: Solea senegalensis (Senegalese sole)
Lineage: Eukaryota; Metazoa; Chordata; Actinopteri; Pleuronectiformes; Soleidae
Product: alpha-2 adrenergic receptor
Exons: 1
Coding region: 239-1633 (464 amino acids)
Biological process (GO): adenylate cyclase-activating adrenergic receptor signaling pathway; platelet activation; regulation of smooth muscle contraction
Cellular component (GO): membrane
Molecular function (GO): alpha2-adrenergic receptor activity
Source: RefSeq, a predicted model, not a curated record
UUCAACUCCUGCCAAAGCGGAGACGCACGACAAGACCAGAUUCAGCUGCACUGGAUAUCAUCAUCAUCAUCAUCAUCAUCAUCAUCAUCGUCAGCAUCAUUAUUAUUUCAGUAACCACUGUCAUUUUGACGGACACUUAAUCAACGGGUUACGAAUGACAUCCACACACUCCACAGUUUGACGCGCGCGCACCCAUGUCGUCAGAUUUGUAAAUUGGCAGCGGUGCCGCGCGUUUUUGAUGGACUCACUCAUUAGAGGACUCGAUGUGAAUUCAUGCCAACGUUCAACCAGUGCGGGAUAUGUUUCUGUGAGGGUGCGCACAGUCGGGAUGGAUUCGUCUAACGCCAGCGGAAUGGACGCGUUCACGGUGAUCCAUCUGAAUUCCUCCUCCUGGAGCCUGGACAGUGGAUAUUCUUUAGCAGCCACAGCCGGCAUCGCUGCUCUUGUAAGUUUUCUCAUUCUUUUUACCGUUGUUGGGAAUAUUCUGGUGGUCAUUGCUGUGUUAACGAGCAGGGCGCUGAAAGCUCCUCAGAACCUCUUUCUGGUGUCUCUGGCCACCGCGGACAUCCUGGUCGCCACUCUGGUGAUGCCCUUUUCCCUGGCGAAUGAACUCAUGGGUUACUGGUAUUUUGGAAAAGUUUGGUGCGGCAUAUAUUUGGCGCUGGAUGUGUUGUUCUGCACUUCGUCUAUUGUGCAUCUGUGCGCAAUAAGCCUGGACCGCUACUGGUCCGUUACGCAGGCUGUAGAGUACAACCUGAAGCGGACUCCUAAACGCGUCAAGUGCAUCAUCGUGAUUGUGUGGCUUAUAUCUGCUUUCAUAUCAUCACCACCGCUUGUGUCUAUAGACAGCAACAAUGAAGUCAGCUCUCAGCCUCAGUGUGAGCUGAAUGAUGAAACCUGGUACAUCCUCUCCUCCAGCAUCGCCUCCUUUUUUGCCCCAUGCUUAAUCAUGAUCCUGGUCUACAUCAGAAUAUAUCAAGUGGCCAAAACCAGAACCAGAGGCAUGUCGGAAAAAAGACCAAAGCCAGAUGGUGCCACACAAACUGAGAAUGGACUGAGCAAAACCAUCCCUCCUUUCCCUGGUGACAAAGAGAAUGGUCACUGUCAGUGCCCGCCUACACCCAGCCAACGCACUGUCACCAUCGGUGUGCAGACUGAGGAUGUUGACAUGGAGGACAGCACCUCCUCAGAGGGCAAAAGUCACAAACCACAACAACAUGACUCACAGCAAGCCAAGAGGGCCAGUCAAAAGAAAAGCGCUCUCUCCAAACACUCCACCCGCAUCUCCAGAGUCAGUAACAAGUCCAUGGACAUCUUUGCCUCCAGGAGGAAACGUCGCCGCAGCUCCUUAGCCCGGAAAAAGAUCUCUCAGGCCAGGGAGAAAAGGUUUACAUUUGUCCUGGCUGUGGUCAUGGGAGUUUUUGUGGUGUGCUGGUUCCCCUUUUUCUUUAGCUAUAGCCUGUACGGUGUGUGCAGGGACUCCUGUAAGAUCCCAGAGCCACUCUUUAAAUUUUUCUUCUGGAUUGGCUACUGUAACAGCUCCCUCAACCCUGCCAUCUACACGAUCUUCAACCGUGACUUUAGACGAGCCUUCCAGAAGAUCCUCUGCAAGUCGUGGAAAAAGUCCUUUUAGGUCUGAAGCAGAGCUGCUGCACCCUGACAAUCUUUGAAGUGCAUUUAGAAAAAGAAAAGAGGAACUCUGUUUUGUUUGUUACUUUUCAGUGUCCUGUUGUAAUUCAGCCAUGGAAAUGCACUUUGAUCCACCCACUGUCGGUGUCUCGAAAAUCUGCAACAUUGAGUAUGUUUUCAUUACAGGCUUCCCUGGUCUGAAUAGUGUGUGCCACUGUUCUUUUAUUCCCACUGAUGUGUGCUGUAAUGUUGAGUAGUAUUUAUCUACAUCGAGCAAGCUUUCCAUAACAUCCACAACAUUGAAACACAUGGCUGAAUUGAACCAUUACUGUGAAGUGUACAUUUUAAGAAAAAGAGGAACGCCCUAAGUGCAAAAGUGAGCCAACACUGACAGUUCUUUGUAAAGGCCACAGAUUUGUGAACAUUUUGGUUUCAUUAUUUUGAAAGGAAUGUGCAACAAAUUUGGAGUUACUGACACGGAUGAAGGUCCAGUGUGUCAAAUUGCGGUGAAUUUACUUUGAUAAA